AUGCUGUCCGCUUCUCCGACCGGUUCUCCGUACGAGUCCAUGCUCGAAAACCCAUUUCCGGCCGCUUCCACGCCGUGGGAAUGCCAUGAUUAUCACAACCACGGCUUCUUGCCCGGUUUUUUCCAGAUGCCGGAACAACCCGAAUUAUUGGACGUUCUCCAGUCACCAAACCCAGUGAUAUCGAGCUCGAGCUCCGAAAACCGAGAUGAACCGGAAGCGUUGGAUCCCGGUCCAUGUGAACCGGACCGGAAAGUUGAGGUGGUAGACGAGAGAAAACGACGGCGUAUGGAGUCUAACCGGGAGUCAGCAAGGCGGUCCCGUUUGCGUAAACAGAAGCACUUAGAAAAUUUAAGGAACUUGGUGAACAAGCUGAAAGUAGAAAACCGGGAGCUAUCGAACCGGUUGCGGUUCACGAUAUAUGAAGUGAACCGUGUACGGACAGAAAACGACCAUCUGCAGACAGAACACACAAUUCUGAGGCGGAAACUAAUGUGCAGCCGACAACUAUUAAUUUUCCGGCAAUACCAACGACAAUUGGGUUACAACGCCUUUGAAAAACCUCCAACAAUCUCCCAAUCUCAAUCUCAAUAUAUCCUUAAUAACAACAACAACAACCUUAUUAAUUGCUAA
Molecule: messenger RNA, 630 nt
Organism: Cucumis melo (muskmelon)
Lineage: Eukaryota; Viridiplantae; Streptophyta; Magnoliopsida; Cucurbitales; Cucurbitaceae
Product: bZIP transcription factor 2-like
Exons: 1
Coding region: 1-630 (209 amino acids)
Biological process (GO): positive regulation of DNA-templated transcription
Cellular component (GO): nucleus
Molecular function (GO): DNA-binding transcription factor activity; transcription cis-regulatory region binding
Source: RefSeq, a predicted model, not a curated record